UCCCCUCCAUAUCAUGUGAUUCAGGUGUUCCAAUCCCCUCCAUAUCAUGUGAUUCAGAUGUUCCAAUCCCCUCCAUAUCAUGUGAUUCAGAUGUUCCAAUCCCCUCCAUAUCAUGUGAUUCAGGUGUUCCAAUCCCCUCCAUAUCAUUUGAUUCAGGUGUUCCAAUCCCCUCCAUGGACACAGGUGUAUACAUUCAAGCCCCUAGGCUUACCCCCUACUGAUGGGGGUCUGGUGGAUUUCAGUCUACCUUCAGGGGUCUGGUGGAUUUCAGUCUACCUUCAGGGGUCUGGUAGAUUUCAGUCUACCUUCAGGGGUCUGGUGGAUUUCAGUCUACCUUCAGGGGUCUGGUGGAUUUCAGUCUACCUUCAGGGGUCUGGUGGAUUUCAGUCUACCUUCAGAGGUCUGGUGGAUUUCAGUCUACCUUCAGGGGUCUGCUGGAUUUCAGUCUACCUUCAGGGGUCUGGUGGAUUUCAGUCUACCUUCAGGGGUCCUGGUGGAUUUCAGUCUACCUUC
Molecule: messenger RNA, 513 nt
Organism: Staurois parvus
Lineage: Eukaryota; Metazoa; Chordata; Amphibia; Anura; Ranidae
Source: the annotation of a GenBank genome assembly